This is a messenger RNA of Soboliphyme baturini, 387 nucleotides long. The record is from the annotation of a GenBank genome assembly. NCBI's taxonomy places the organism in Eukaryota, Metazoa, Nematoda, Enoplea, Dioctophymatida, Soboliphymatidae.
AAUGAUGCAUUUUUAGAGAAGCCAAGCCAAAGGAUACGAACCGAAUGUUCACUACAUGCACGAAGUUCGAGAUACAGCUCCUUCCAACGGCGGAUUUCUUGGCAACGGACCUUCCUUGAGCCAUUGAUUGACUCCGGCUGGAAGGUUUCUUCUGACCGUGAUGCGAUUUUUAAGGAGUUCAAAUUUAAAGAUUUUAAUGAGGCGUUUGGUGUGCUCACAAGAGUUGCUCUUAUGGCGGAAAAAAUGGACCAUCAUCCAGAGUUCUUCUGCAUAUACAGAACGGUCAAAUUUACACUAAUGUCUCAUGACGUUAACGGCUUAUCGACUCGGGACAUUAAGCUAGCAAAGUUUAUCGACGAAGCAAGUGGAUCAGCAACAAUUUGCUGA